This is a messenger RNA of Abrus precatorius (Indian licorice), 3798 nucleotides long. RefSeq names its product ABC transporter B family member 4-like. The record is from RefSeq and is a predicted model, not a curated record. The transcript is spliced from 12 exons. Gene Ontology annotation, molecular function: ATP hydrolysis activity; ATP binding; ABC-type transporter activity. Gene Ontology annotation, biological process: transmembrane transport. Gene Ontology annotation, cellular component: membrane. Bases 1 to 3798 code for a protein of 1265 amino acids. NCBI's taxonomy places the organism in Eukaryota, Viridiplantae, Streptophyta, Magnoliopsida, Fabales, Fabaceae.
AUGGCAAGGCAGCCUGAUUCUAAGAAGAACAAGGAAAAGAAUGAAAGCAUUAAGACAGUACCCUUCUACAAGCUUUUCUCAUUUGCUGACUCUUGGGAUCAUCUUCUCAUGUUUGUUGGGACAAUAAGUGCUCUUGGGACUGGAAUGUCAAAGAUUUUAAUGUAUAUAAUUUUGGGAGAUGCAAUUGAUGCUUUUAGAGGAGAUGUUAACACUAAACAAAUUGUUCAUGAAAUUUCCAAGGUGUCUUUGAAGUUUGCAGUCAUAGGAGCAGGUGCCUUUCUUGCAGCUUUUCUGCAGGUGGCUUGUUGGGUGGCCACUGGGGAGAGACAAGCUUCAAGAAUAAGAGGCUUAUAUCUCAAAGCAAUUUUGAGGCAAGAUAUCAGCUUCUUUGACAAGGUAACAGAUAGUGGUGAGGUUGUUGAAAGGAUGUCAGGGGACACAGUUCUUAUUCAAGAAUCCAUGGGAGAGAAGGUAGGAAAAUGCAUACAGCAAGUAGCAUGUUUUUUAGGAGGUAUAGUCAUAGCAUUUGAAAAGGGUUGGCUUCUAACCCUUGUACUUCUAUCUUCUGUUCCGCCACUUGUCCUCACUGGUUCCAUAACGAGCUUUGUUUUUACAAAGUUGGCAUACCGUGCACAAGCAGCUUAUUCUGAAUCAGCAACUGUAGUGAAGCAGACAAUUGGUUCAAUUCGAACUGUUGCAUCAUUUACUGGUGAGAAUCAAGCUAUAGCUCAAUACAAUCAAUCCUUGACCAAAGCUUACAGGACUGCAUUGCAAGAUGGAGUGGCUGCUGGUUUAGGCCUUGGUUUAAUUCGGUUAUUUGUUAACAGUAGUUAUGCAUUGGCUAUGUGGUUUGGAGGGAAGAUGGUACUUGAGAAAGGUUACACAGGAGGCCAAGUCAUGGGUGUAUUUUUUGCAGUAUUCAUUGGUUCCAUGUCUUUGGGGCAUGCAUCUGGAUGUUUAACCGCAUUUGCUGCAGGACAGGCUGCAGCCUUUAAAAUGUUUGAAACAAUAGAGAGGCAACCAGAUAUUGAUGCAUAUGAAACUGCUGGUCGACAACUAGAUGAUAUUUCUGGAGAUAUAGAAUUUAGAGAGGUUUUUUUCAGUUAUCCUUCAAGACCAGAAGAAUUGAUAUUGAAUGGAUUUUCUAUUUCAAUAUCAAGUGGCACUACUGCAGCUUUGGUUGGGAAAAGUGGGAGUGGGAAAUCUACAGUUAUCAGCUUGAUAGAGAGAUUUUAUGAUACCCAAGCUGGUGAAGUUCUCAUUGAUGGUAUCAACCUUAUAGACUUCCAAUUGAAAUGGAUCAGACAGAAAAUAGGCCUUGUCAGCCAGGAACCAGUUCUCUUUAAUUGCAGCGUUAAAGAAAAUAUUGCUUAUGGUAAGGAUGAGGCAACAGAUGAAGAAAUCAGAGCUGCAUCUGAACUUGCUAAUGCAGCUAUAUUCAUAGAUAAAUUUCCACAUGGACUUGACACGAUUGUUGGGGAGCAUGGUACUCAGCUUUCUGGGGGUCAAAAACAAAGAAUUGCCAUAGCAAGAGCAAUUCUAAAAGAUCCAAGAAUUCUACUCCUUGAUGAAGCUACAAGUGCACUUGAUGCUGAGUCUGAGAGGGUGGUGCAAGAGACACUAGACAAAAUUAUGAUAAACAGAACAACCGUCAUUGUAGCUCACCGCCUAAACACAAUCAUGAAUGCUGAUAUCAUUGCCGUUAUUCAUCAAGGAAAAGUAGUAGAAAAUGGUACACAUUCUGAGCUCAUUAAAGAUCCUGAUGGAGCUUAUAGCCAGCUCAUUAGAUUGCAAGAAACUACCAAGGAGUCAUAUGGUACAAAUGACACGGCAAGGCUAGAAAGCGCUGUAGAUUCUGAACGCCAAUCAAGCCAACAAUUUUCUUUUCUUGAAUCUUUAAGCCAGGUAUCAUCUGAAAUCGGAAACAACAGUCAUCACUCACGCAGAAAAUCAAAUGCUAGGCCUACUACAGUUGGACUUUUGAAAACAUUUGAAGGAGGGUCUGAAGUUCUUCCUCCAGCAGUAUCACAAUCACCUCCUCCAAAAGUCUCAUUCCUUCGCCUUGCUGGUCUUAACAAGCCUGAAAUCCCAGUGUUAGUCCUAGGGACUCUAGCAGCUUCAGUCACUGGGGCAAUACUACCCAUUUUGGGUCUUCUUGUCUCUGGCAUGAUAAAUACUCUCUUUGAGCCUGCAGAUGAACUCCGUAAAGACUCAAAGUUUUGGGCAUUAAUAUUUGUUGCCCUUAGUGCAGCUGGCUUCAUAUUUCAUCCAUUAAGGUCCUACUUUUUUGCUUUAGCUGGUUCAAAGUUGAUAAGAAGGAUCCGGCUAAUGUGUUUUGAGAAAAUAAUUCACAUGGAAGUAGGCUGGUUUGACAAAGCUGAGCAUUCAAGUGGAGCACUUGGAGCAAGGCUGUCAACUGAUGCAUCUUCUAUUAGGACUUUGGUCGGGGAUGCACUUGGUUUGUUGGUUCAAGACAUUGCCACAGCAAUAACAGCCUUGGUAAUUGCCUUUGAGGCAAACUGGCAGCUUUCUCUCGUAAUUCUUGUUUUGCUACCUCUACUAUUAUUAAAUGGAUAUGCGCAACUCAGGUCUAUGAAAGGAUUCAGCACAGAUGCAAAGAAACUAUAUGAGGAAGCAAGUCAAAUAGCAAAUGACGCAGUAGAGAAUAUCAGAACAGUCGCAGCUUUCUGUGCUGAGGAAAAGGUGAUAGAGCUAUACCAGAAGAAAUGUGUAGGACCAACCCAGGCAGGUAUAAGGCAAGGGUUAGUCAGCGGAACAGAUUUUGGGAUAUCGCUCUUUUUUGUGUUCUCUGUAUAUGCAUGCAGUUUAUAUGCUGGAGCACGUCUAGUUGAGAAUGGAAAAACAUCAACCUCAGAUGUUUUCCGUGUAUUCUUUGCUCUCACAAUGGCAGCUAUAGCAAUAUCUCAAUCUGCCUUCAUGGGCCCAGGUGCGAGUAAAGCAAAAAGUUGUGUUAGUUCUAUAUUUGCUAUUCUUCACCAGAAAUCAAGAAUAGACCCCAGUGACGAGUCCGGGGUCGUAUUGCAAGAUGCGAAGGGAGAUAUUGAGUUUCACCAUGUCACUUUCAAGUAUCCAACCAGGCCUAAUGUUCAUAUAUUCAAAGCUCUUUCCUUGACCAUUCACGCAGGAGAGACAGUUGCUCUAGUAGGUGAAAGUGGAAGCGGAAAGUCAACAGUGAUCUCAUUGUUGCAAAGAUUUUAUGAUCCAGAUUCAGGUGAGAUUACACUGGAUGGAACAGAAAUCCAAAAGCUACAACUUAAGUGGUUUAGGCAGCAAAUGGGGCUUGUAAACCAAGAGCCUAUGUUGUUUAAUGACACCAUCCGAGCCAAUAUUGCAUAUGGAAAAGGUGGAAAUGCAACUGAGGCUGAAAUUAUAGCUGCAGCAGAAUUGGCUAAUGCUCACGGGUUUAUUAGCAGUUUGCAGCAGGGUUACGAUACAGUCGUAGGGGAGAGAGGGAUUCAACUAUCUGGAGGGCAGAAGCAGAGGGUGGCAAUUGCAAGAGCCAUAGUGAAGAGUCCAAAAAUAUUACUGCUAGAUGAAGCCACAAGUGCACUUGAUGCUGAGUCUGAAAGAGUGGUUCAGGAUGCACUUGACCAUGUGAGGGUGGACAGAACCACCAUUGUGGUGGCACACAGGUUAUCCACCAUAAGAGAUGCAGAUUCAAUUGCAGUGAUUCAAAAUGGAGUCAUUGCAGAGAAAGGAAAGCAUGACACUUUGCUAAAUAAAGGGGGUACAUAUGCUUCCUUGGUAGCACUGCACACGACUGCUGCUUCAUCUUAG